Serinus canaria (Common canary) is the source of this 8223-nucleotide messenger RNA. It is a transcript of the gene CCDC88A, whose product is annotated as coiled-coil domain containing 88A. The record is from RefSeq and is a predicted model, not a curated record. Gene Ontology annotation, biological process: cytoplasmic microtubule organization; cytoskeleton-dependent intracellular transport. NCBI's taxonomy places the organism in Eukaryota, Metazoa, Chordata, Aves, Passeriformes, Fringillidae. The coding region runs from base 122 to 5773 and encodes 1883 amino acids. Gene Ontology annotation, cellular component: cytoplasm; centrosome. Gene Ontology annotation, molecular function: dynein light intermediate chain binding; microtubule binding. The transcript has 33 exons.
AAUGGGGUUCACUCACUCCAGCUGAAUCCUUGGAGCAUUCCAGAGUGUUGCUGCAGUGAAGGACUUACCUUUAUUUUUUGCAUCAGAGGAGCUGCAUUGAUGUUAACCAUUUUUUUGUAAAAUGGAGAACGAGAUCUUCACACCCCUUCUGGAGCAGUUCAUGUCGAGCCCUCUUGUCACCUGGGUGAAGACGUUCGGACCGCUGGCUGGAGGAAAUGGGACCAACCUGGAGGAAUAUGUGGCGCUGGUGGAUGGAGUGUAUCUGAACGAAGUCAUGCUGCAAAUCAAUCCAAAGUCUGCUAAUCAGAGGAUAAACAAAAAAGUAAACAAUGAUGCAUCAUUAAGGAUUCAAAAUUUGUCUAUUUUGGUGAAACAAAUAAAAACUUACUAUCAGGAGACUUUGCAGCAGUUGAUCAUGAUGUCUUUGCCAAAUGUGCUAAUAAUUGGCAAAAAUCCUUUUUCUGAGCCAGGUACUGAAGAAGUAAAAAAGCUCCUCCUGCUUUUGCUUGGUUGUGCAGUUCAGUGUCAGAAAAAAGAAGAAUUUAUUGAAAGAAUCCAAAGUCUGGAUUUUGAUACCAGAGCAGCUGUUGCAGCCCAUAUUCAGGAGGUAACUCAUAAUCAGGAAAAUGUGUUUGACCUGCAGUGGAUGGAUGUCAUUGUGCUGACACAAGAGUAUGUUGAGCCUCUCCUGAAAAAUAUGGCAUUGCAUUUAAAAAGGCUUAUAGAUGAAAGAGAUGAGCACUCAGAGACCAUCAUCGAGCUGUCGGAGGAGCGGGACUGUCUCCGGUUCCUUCCGCACGCCUCGGCCGCGCAGUCCCCUUGCGGCUCCCCCGGCAUGAAGCGCACCGAGAGCCGGCAGCACCUCAGCGUGGAGCUCGCCGACGCCAAGGCCAAGAUCAGGAGGCUCAGGCAGGAGCUUGAGGAAAAGACUGAGCAGCUGCUUGACUGUAAACAAGAGCUGGAACAGAUGGAAGCUGAACUGAAGAGACUUCAGCAAGAGAACAUGAACCUGCUGUCGGACGCGCGCUCUGCCAGGGUGUACCGCGACGAGCUGGACGCGCUGCGGGAGAAGGCGAUCCGCGUGGACAAGCUGGAGAGCGAAGUCAGCCGCUACAAAGAGAGGCUCCAUGACAUUGAGUUCUACAAAGCCAGGGUGGAGGAGUUAAAGGAAGACAAUCAAGUGUUGCUAGAAACCAAGACGAUGUUGGAAGAUCAGUUAGAGGGGACCCGAGCUCGUUCAGAUAAACUGCACGAGUUGGAAAAGGAGAAUUUACAGCUGAAAGCUAAAUUGCAUGACAUGGAGAUGGAGCGUGACAUGGACAGAAAGAAGAUUGAGGAGCUCAUGGAGGAAAAUAUGACCCUAGAAAUGGCUCAGAAGCAAAGUAUGGAUGAGUCUUUGCAUCUUGGCUGGGAGCUGGAGCAGAUAAACAGGACUACUGAACUUUCUGAAGUGCCACAGAAAUCACUGGGCCAUGAGGUGAAUGAGCUGACAUCCAGCAGGUUACUGAAGCUGGAAAUGGAAAACCAAAGUUUGCUGAAGACUGUGGAAGAGCUGCAAAGUGCAGUGGGCUCUGUGGAAGGCAGCAGUUCAAGGAUUCUGAAAAUGGAAAAAGAAAACCAAAGACUUAGCAAGAAGCUUGAAGAGCUGGAGAAUGAAAUUAGCCAAGAGAAACAAAGUCUUCAGAACAGUCAAAAUCAGAGUAAAGAUUUGAUGAAAGAAAAAGCCCAGCUUGAAAAGACACUUGAAGCACUUCGAGAGAACUCCGAGCGACAAAUUAAACUCUUAGAACAAGAAAAUGAGCACUUGAAUCAAACUGUGGCUUCUCUAAGGCAGCGCUCACAAAUCAGUGCUGAGGCAAGAAUGAAAGAAAUUGAGAAGGAAAAUAAAAUCCUCCACGAGUCUAUCAAAGAGACCAGCAGUAAGUUAAAUAAAAUUGAAUUUGAAAAAAAACAAGUCAGGAAAGAACUGGAGCACUACAAAGAGAAAGGGGAGAGGGCAGAGGAAUUAGAGAACGAGCUGCAUCGUCUGGAGAAGGAAAAUGAGUUAUUACAGAAGAAAAUCACCAACCUAAAAAUCACUUGUGAGAAGAUCGAGGCCUUAGAACAAGAGAACUCUGACCUGGAGACAGAGAACAGAAAGCUGAAAAAAACCUUGGAUAGCCUGAAAAACCUCACUUUUCAAUUGGAGUCCUUAGAAAAGGAGAAUUCCCAACUCGACGAAGAAAAUUUAGAGUUACGGAGGACAAUUGAAUCCUUGAAGUGUACAAGCAUGAAAGUGGCACAGUUACAGUUAGAAAAUAAAGAGCUGGAGAGUGAAAAGGAGCAGCUCAAAAAAAGCCUUGAACUGAUGAAAGCCUCUUUUAAGAAGACUGAACGCUUGGAAGUCAGUUACCAAGGCUUGGACACAGAAAACCAAAGGCUACAGAAAGCCCUGGAAAACAGCAAUAAGAAGAUUCAGCAAUUAGAGAGCGAAUUACAAGAUUUAGAGACUGAAAAUCAAACCCUGCAAAAAAACUUGGAAGAGUUAAAAAUCUCCAGUAAGCGCCUGGAGCAGUUGGAAAAGGAGAAUAAGUUGUUAGAACAAGAGACUUCUCAACUGGAAAAGGAUAAGAAACAGCUGGAAAAGGAAAAUAAAAGGCUUCGACAGCAAGCAGAAAUUAAAGAUAGUACCUUAGAAGAAAAUAAUGUCAAAAUCAGUAAUCUGGAAAGGGAAAAUAAGUCUCUAUUUAAAGAAAUAGUUGUGUAUAAAGAGUCCUGUGUGCGCCUGAAAGAACUGGAAAAGGAAAACAAGGAACUGGUGAAAAGAGCUACCAUUGAUAAGAAAACCCUGGUCACUUUGAGAGAGGACUUGGUGAAUGAGAAGUUGAAGACUCAACAGAUGAACAAUGAUCUGGAAAAACUGGCCCACGAGCUGGAGAAAAUUGGCUUGAACAAGGAGCGUCUCCUGCACGAUGAGCAGAGCAGUGAUGACAGUAGGUACAAGCUUUUGGAGUCCAAGUUAGAAUCCACGCUCAAGAAGUCUCUGGAAAUAAAAGAAGAAAAAAUUGCUGCUUUGGAGGCUCGUUUGGAAGAAUCAACAAAUCUAAACCAGCAGCUGCGUCAGGAGCUGAAAACAGUGAAGAAGAACUAUGAAGCUCUCAAGCAGAGACAAGAAGAGGAAAGGAUGGUUCAGAAUUCUCCUCCAAGAAGUGGAGAAGGAAAUCAGUCUGUCAAUAAGUGGGAGAAAGAAAAUCAGGAGACUACUAGAGAAUUACUGAAAGUUAAAGAUAGAUUAAUCGAGGUGGAGAGGAAUAAUGCGACGCUGCAGGCGGAGAAGCAGGCACUGAAAACGCAGCUCAAGCAGCUCGAGACGCAGAACAACAACCUGCAGGCCCAGAUCCUGACCCUGCAGAGACAGACUGUGUCCCUGCAGGAGCAAAACACAACUCUGCAAACUCAGAAUGCCAAGCUGCAGGUUGAGAAUUCCACUCUGAACUCCCAGAGCACGUCCCUGAUGAACCAGAAUGCGCAGCUGCUGAUCCAGCAGUCGGCCCUGGAGAACGAGAACGAGGCGGUGCUGAAGGAGCGCGAGGACCUGAAGGGGCUCUACGAGGCCCUGCUCAAGGACCACGAGCGCCUGGAGCAGCUGCACGAGCGCCAGGCCGCCGAGUACGAGUCCCUGAUCGUCAAGCACGGCAGCCUCAAGUCUGCCCACAAGAACCUGGAGGUGGAGCACAAGGACCUGGAGGAUAGGUACAAUCAAUUGCUGAAACAGAAAGUGCAGCUGGAAGAACUAGAGAAGGUUCUCAAGACAGAGCAGGACAAAAUGCUGCAGCAAAGUGAGAAGCAUGAAACUGUGGCAGCAGAAUAUAAAAAGCUUCGGGAUGAAAAUGAAAGGCUCACUCACACAUACACUCAGCUCCUGAGGGAGAAUGAAGUGCUACAGACUGACCACAAGAAUCUGAAAACAUUGUUAAACAAUUCCAAACUGGAGCAAACUCGGUUGGAAGCUGAGUUUUCCAAACUCAAAGAACAGUACCAGCAACUGGAUAUUACAUCAACAAAGCUGAAUAAUCAGUGUGAGCUGCUCAGCCAACUUAAAGGAAACCUGGAGGAGGAAAACAGACACCUGCUGGAUCAAAUCCAGACCUUAAUGCUGCAGAACAGAACAUUACUGGAGCAGAACAUGGAAAGCAAGGAUCUCUUCCAUGUAGAGCAAAGGCAGUACAUUGACAAACUGAACGAAUUGAGGCGGCAGAAGGAGAAACUGGAGGAGAAGAUAAUGGAUCAGUAUAAGUUUUAUGAGCCAUCCCCACCAAGAAGAAGGGGCAACUGGAUCACCCUGAAGAUGAGGAAGCUGAUCAAGUCCAAGAAGGACGGGAACCGUGAGCGCCUCAAGUCGGUGACGUUGACGCCCACGCGCUCUGAGUCCAGCGAGGGAUUCCUGCAGCUGCCCCACCAGGACAGCCAGGACAGCUCCUCUGUGGGCUCCAACUCCCUGGAGGAUGGGCAGACCCUGGGCACCAAAAAGAGUAGUAUGGGUGCACUGAAAAGACUGCCCUUUUUGAGGAACAGACCGAAGGAAAAAGACAAAAUGAAGGCCUUCUACCGUCGCUCCAUGUCCAUGAAUGACCUGGUGCAGUCCAUGGUCCUGGCAGGAGGACAAUGGACAGGUAGUUCUGAGCAUCUGGAGGGUCCUGAUGAUAUAUCCACGGGUAAAAGGAGGAAGGAAUUGGGAGCUAUGGCCUUCUCUACUACAGCUAUCAACUUUGCCACUGUCAACUCCUCCACAGGCUUCAGAUCCAAGCAGUUGCUAAAUAAUAAAGAUACUACAUCCUUUGAAGAUGUAAGUCCACAAGGUAUUAGUGAUGAUUCUAGUACAGGAUCAAGAGUUCAUGCUUCCAGACCAGCCAGCCUUGAUAGUGGCAGGACAUCCACUAGCAAUAGCAAUAACAAUGCUUCACUCCAUGAAGUCAAAGCAGGUGCAGUGAACAGCCAGAGCAGGCCCCAGAGCCACAGCAGUGGGGAGUUCAGCCUGCUCCACGAGCACGAGGCCUGGUCCAGCAGCAGCAGCAGCCCCAUCCAGUACCUGAAGGGCCACACCAGGUCCAGCCCCGUGCUCCAGCACAGGACGCCCGAGGCGCCCGAGAGUCGCGGCAAAGCCACCAAAACGGGCUCCCCUGGCAGUGAGGUGGUCACCCUGCAGCAGUUCCUGGAAGAAAGCAACAAGAGGAACUCCAGUGAGAUGAAGUCUGCAAGUGAAGAGAACCUUUUAGAUGAAGUGAUGAGGAGCUUGUCUGAGUCUGCGGAGCUGGCAGGGAGGGAAAAGCUGCGAAAGCAGCCGGCAGCUGGCUGUGGGAUCGUGAGAUCUCUGAGUGUCAGAAACACAGGGGAUUUCUCAGAUGGACGAUCCCUCAAACCGGAGCAGCUGGUGAGGCCCAGCCUCCGGAAGGCUGAAGAUGUCUACUUCAGCAGCUCUCCAAUCAAAUUCACCCCCGGCGCCCAGGGGAAGGCCCGGUCCGUGAAAGAAAAGAUCCAAGCGACUGUGACCCAGCGACAAUCCAGGGACUGCAACCCCUAUGCCACCUUACCUCGUGCCAGCAGCGUGAUUUCCACGGCAGAAGGAACCACCCGAAGGACGAGCAUCCAUGAUUUUUUGUCUAAGGACAGUAGGCCGCCCGUGCCCGUGGAUGCAGCCCCGGCUGACAGGAGCGCUCCGCCCAGCUCCAAUGUGGAAGCUAUCCCAGAAAGCAGAAAUUCAAAAAGCAGGUCUAGGGAGCAACAAAGCUCCUAAUUCUAUUACCCACUACCUGAGCUGUGGGCCAAGUGAGAGAAAAGUGUCCUUCAGUAUCUCAGUGUGAAGCCUUUAUAUCUGAAGUAACAAGACAGCGACUGUAGGAAUCAUUAAUAAAAAUUAAGGGAAUUUUUUACAUUCUUCGUGACUAGAGCAGGCAAGAAAUAAAAACCUACCUACCUACCUUCCUUCCUUGAAUCAAGGAGCUCUACUGGAGUCUACUGCCGAAAAUGUGUAGAUGGUCUUAGGAAUUAUUGCACAUUGCACUGUUAAGAUCUACUGAAUAAAGGACAGUUCUCAUCUCCCUAAGAACCAAGGAUUUUAAGGUCUCAAGAAUUACUCCAGGGGAAAAACAAAACAAAACAAAACUUCUUUCAUCUUCUGUUUUUGAAAUUAGCCACUGAUUUGCUUAAGCUUCUGCUAAUAAUUAGCCAAAAAACCCCCAAAACUAGCAGUUUCUAUUUACGUCUGUAAAUCUAAAGGAAACGCUGUAGAAUUUUGUUGAAAUGGACUGUAUAUACAGAUACAAAAACCUCACAGCUACUGGCACUUCACUGCCUUAUUUGGUUAGCAUAAUCUGCAUGAAAUUGCUCUUAAGAAAGUUUAUGCUGAUUUUUGUUGCAUACUGCAAGAGAAAAAUUUGUUUACAUCCGUGGAAAAGCUUGGUAACUAACAGAAGUGGGAGUCAUGGGAUAAUGGUAUUAUAGAGACAUUGUUUGUCCUUUGUGUUUUUCACAUUCCCGAGUUACUCUGCAUAUAUAUGUUCAGAUGUUUCUGACAGGAAAUUGUCGGGUAUGGUUUUUCUAUAACUUUUAUUUUAAUAUAAGGCUGUUUUCCACAAAUGCCAUUUCCAGGAAAGACUGUCUUAUGAUGUUUGUGUAUUGACUAAUUUUUUUUUUUUUUUUUUUUUUACUGUUUGUCUUUUGACAUGAGCUGAUUGUGGCUUAGGAGGUUUCUUGAUGGCAAAAAGAAAUGUAAAUAAUAUCACAUGCAUUUUACAAUCAGUUCCCUCUAAAGUUAUCUUUUACUAGAUACAUUUUGUUCAUUAUUGAUUUAUAUUAAAGUCAACAAACAUUAUUGGUACAUUUGGUGGUCGCAUAUAUUUGUCUGGAAAGAUUUGCAGCGAGCUCAGAGAAAGUUGAUGGGAACUGAGACCCAAAACGAGUUGUUCUAUUUUAUUAAAGCCAGUAAGCACAUUCCUGUUCCUCAUGUAAAGGGCUGAGUUCCCUGUGUCACCUCCGAGUGUCCAGCAGGCAUAAUGUCACCUGCAGCUUCCUCAGAAGGUGAGCUCCACUGCUGAAGGCAGUUCAACAGAUUCAAAAGCUUGAAAUCUUCUCAAAAAGGGGAAAAAAGAGGCAUGGGCAAUAAGCUUUAGAAGGGGAGAUUUUCUGUUUGUUUUCUUGAAAAUUAGUUUCUUCUGAAAUUUUCUUUGUGGUAAAAUGGGCUAAAAGAUCUUUGGGCAUAACGGGUAUGACAGAAAAUUCAAAGGCCAUAAAGAUCAGGAAAAUCUCUUCAUUCUGAAUGACAGUGGGCUCAUUUCAGGGCCUGGGUUCUCCUCACUCUCUGCUGACAGAGGACUGGUACAGCUCAAACCCCCCCAGCCCAGAACCAUUUGUCAAGUUACUGUUACAGACCCAGGAGAGUGAAACUGCAGUGCCAAAUGCUGCCAGGAUCCCAGCUGAGUGGCUGUGUCUGGGGACUCUCACUGUCACUGCCAUGACUCUGGCACACACUCCUGUGUGUGGAGCACUGCUGGGCACAGGGAAGUGCCCUCAGCACAGCUGGAUGUGUCCUUUCCAUCACGCAGGGAUCCCCUCCCACUCCACUGACCAGCUCAGCUCUCUCAGCUGCCUGCUUUGCUUUGCAGAGAAGUUCCCUGGCACUCGAGCAGUCAGGUGGCUCUCUGUGCUCUGCCAAUUCCCCUUUCCUUCUUUCUUUCUUAACCUUCCCAGUCUGUGCCCUUAAAGGGAAAUAAAAAACCAAAUUUAACCUGGGAGCAGCUUCUCAGUUCCUGCUGCUCCCAAUGCCAGGGAUGCACAUGGCAGCUUUGUACCCCAGGGAUCCCAACCCCAGCACUGCCAGUUCCAGGUUACAGAGGAGGUUCUCAUGCCAUACAAUGUGUAUGUUCUAUUUACUUUUCUGAUAGUCUCUGAAGAUUUAGUAACAUUCCCAGCACCUAUUAUUAUUAUCAUAAUUUCUAAAUUUUGUCCAGGACAUGAUGCAGCCUAACAAAGGGAGCUCAUGUGUGAUUUUUUUAGGGGUAGCUGAUGAUGUAUUUGUAAAUAAUGCUUUGAUAUUAAUAAAACUGCCUUAAAGGAAUGUACCAAGGUGUGAACCAGAACUUAAAAAGCUCUUAUUUAAAACUGUAAUUUCCUUUACAUAUUGAUUUUUUUAAUGUUUGCCAUUGUAUACAUUUAUUAAUGAUGUUAUUAAAAUGCCAAACCAAAUAA